Messenger RNA from Anneissia japonica, 5189 nucleotides. RefSeq names its product balbiani ring protein 3-like. Gene Ontology annotation, molecular function: zinc ion binding; metalloendopeptidase activity. Lineage: Eukaryota; Metazoa; Echinodermata; Crinoidea; Comatulida; Comatulidae. The coding region runs from base 295 to 3186 and encodes 963 amino acids. The record is from RefSeq and is a predicted model, not a curated record. Gene Ontology annotation, biological process: proteolysis. The transcript is spliced from 23 exons.
ACAAAUAAAGAAUAAUCAACACGCCCCCGUUCACUUGGUACAAGACGUAUCCUCUAGUGCGAUUUUAAGCAAUUAGUACUGCAUUUGGGCGAGGAGCUUUGCUGGAGGUAGUCGACCUAGACACCGUGUGUGAUCACAAUUCAAAGUCGGAAUGCUGAGUACACGUUAUUGAGAUCUUCACUAUAAGAACGGUUAAAGUAGAGUAGGAGAACGGUCCUUGUAGAGGAGGGGAAGGACACCGAAGAAAGGAAGACUUUAAUGGUGACUGCUCGAGGAUCAUACUAAAAUUUUAAGAUGUACUUGUGUAUCUUGGUUGCCUGUUGCUUAGUCGUGACACCAAUCACACAUAGUGCACUUCCUCCGGCACCACCAAUACAAAAAGAGUUCCUUGACCAUAUACCAGUACGUAAUGAAUCAGAAAAGGAUGGUAUGGGUGCCAUAUUGGAAGACAAUGCCAUAAUAAACGCAGCAAUAGCACAAGGUCUAGAGGAACCGUUCUUAGUUGAGGGAGAUAUUUAUGUACCGCCAAUUAAAGGAAGGGCACGACGAAAUGCAGUUGCAGAACAGAAGAAACUUUGGCCCGGUGCUGUUGUACCUUAUGUCCUUAAUUCACAAAAAUUUACUUUAGAUGAAAGGAAACUUAUAUUGGCUGCAAUGGAUAGGUACCAUGAGAAAACAUGUAUUCAAUUUAGGCCUAGAACCAAUGAAAAAGAUUACAUUCUUAUAUCAAGAAAAAUAGGGUGCUGGUCUCAGAUCGGCCGUCAAGGUGGCGUUCAAUACAUAUCACUCGGCCUAGCCUGUCAUAUGAAAGGAGGAACAAUCAUCCACGAAUUAAUGCAUUCUUUGGGGUUCCGACAUGAACACUCCAGACCGGACAGGGAUGGUUAUGUUAAUAUCUACUGGGAAAACGUUGUUGAAUCCCAAAGAAGCAACUUCCAUAAGUACAGCGCCGAUGCGGUUAAUUUGGUAGGCACCCCAUAUGAUUACUCAUCGAUCAUGCACUAUCCAUUGCACGCCUUUUCUAAAAACGGCAAGGUCACAAUCGGGCCCCGUUAUCCCCAUAAUGAAGACAUCGGAUGGGUGACUGAUUUUAGUGAUACGGACAUCUACCGGCUCAAUAACUUGUACAAAUGCGGAGAAUGUUUCGACUCUGACCAGCAGCAAUGCCCAGCCUGGGCGAUGCAGGGUGAAUGUAAGCGUAAUAGACACUGGAUGAGAACGUUUUGCCCGUUUAGUUGUGAUACUUGCCCUUACUCUCAUGACACAGACAGUGUUUGCAAGGAUAUCUCACCAUCCUGUCGAGCGUGGGUCACCAACGGGGAGUGCGACAAGAACAGAGCCUAUAUGCACGAGAACUGUAAGCGGAGCUGUGGGCUCUGUAUCAAUCCAGAGGGAGUUCGCUUUGGAGAUUGCCAUGACAACAAUACGCUAUGUGCUGAUUGGGCAGUUUUGGGCGAGUGUUCGCGCAGUCCUGCUUACAUGCACGUUAACUGUCGCAAGAGCUGUCGUAGGUGUAAUAGGCAUCUUCAAACGUUAUCGAUGAAUGAAUGUAGGGAUUAUCAUCCAAAUUGUCAACGAUGGGCAAAAAGUGGUGAAUGCAGUAUAAAUAGAUGGAUAUACGGGUAUUGUAAACUGAGUUGUAAGCAGUGUACAGUAGACAAAAACAAGAACCCUUUUGCACUGCCUAGUGAUAAUAAAAAGAAGUCAAAAAAUGAGAUUGGAAACCUACUGUCCAAAUACCACAAGGACGAUCAAACUGCAGCCAAAACACAAGUCAUCAAUGCAAAAGGCUGUAAAGACAAAAACAAGAAAUGUGCAACUUGGGCUAAACAAGGUGAAUGCAAAGACAAUCAAGGCUGGAUGCACAACAACUGUCCUGUUAGCUGCGACACCUGUGGAAAACCUGAUCCAACAGUUGCUUGUGAAGACGCUCACAGUCGAUGUCCGGAAUGGGCCAAGGAUGGUAAUUGUGUCAUAAACAAAGAGUAUAUGAAGAAGACAUGUGCUGCAAGUUGCCUGGUAUGCAAAGAAGAUGCUUUCCCAUUAGAGUGCAACGAUCGUCAUCAAUACUGCAGACAAUGGGCAGAGAGUGGUUACUGCGAGAGUACUAUGGGAUGGAUGCGCAUGCAUUGCCCCGUCAGCUGCAAUGCUUGUGUGGUGGCGGGAACUAACAUUAGGUGUAGUGAUGGAGAUAGUCGGUGUCCAGAAUGGGCGUUGAAGGGCGAGUGUAGAACCAACACGGACUGGAUGAUUCGUAAAUGCAAACUAAGCUGCAAGCAAUGCGUUACCGACAACUACGAUGUGAAACCACCUCAGACAUCACCCACGCCACAAGCACCUGACUGUAAGGAUACAACCAAGAAAUGUGUUGGCUGGGCAAAGAACGGCGACUGCGAGAAGAACCCUAAAUGGAUGAAGCCAAACUGCCCUCUCAGUUGUAAUAGUUGUGAGAUUGUAUCCACCCUUGUAGCAGGUUGCCGUGAUGUCCAGAGGAAGUGCCCGAUGUGGGCUGAGAAUGGUGACUGCCAAACCAACCCUAAUUUCAUGUUCCCUAACUGUCCACUAAGCUGCAAUAGCUGCAAUGAUACCAGUUAUGAUCCUGGAUGCAUUGACAAAACCAGACGUUGUAAAAACCUAGCUGACAGGGGCGAUUGCGAAACAAACAAAAAGUGGAUGAAUAAGAAUUGUGCACUCACAUGUAACACAUGUGCACAAAUUGAUAAAAAGGUGGCGAAACCAACUAAUAAAUCCAGAAAGGCUAGAAAUGUGGAAGAAUGUAACGAUAGUUUUGCAAAUUGUCCGAGCUGGGCUAAGGAUGGAGGAUGCUUAUCACAGCCAGAUUGGAUGGGAAGAAAUUGCAGGCUAAGUUGCAAAACAUGUAGAGUUAAAUUCAACCAGACAGAAAUAGAGUGUGUUGAUGGUGCAAAAGAAUGCCAAUUUUGGGCUCUGAAAGGGCGGUGUUCAAUUGAUAUAAAAGAAAUUCCCUAUCAGUGUCCGAGAAGUUGUCAACUGUGUUCAAAUCCUAAAGAUAAUGAGUGUAAAAAUUACAGCAAGCGGUGCAAAGUGUGGGCCAAGACAAACUGGUGCAAGAAAAACCCUGCAUUCAUGAGCAGGUUUUGUGGACACAGCUGUAGAACAUGCAAAAAAGUUAAACGAAUUAGAAAGAAAUCGACCAGAAAAGACUAACUACAAUAUUCCAUCAAACUUUCAUUGUAACCUCAGUGAGCUCCAACAAUAUGUUUUUUUGUAAAAACGUAUGAAUUCCAUUUCAGUUGAGUUCAUAUGGGGUUUCUCCCUCUUGCUAACUUUUUCAUAUUCAAACAAACACUAUUUAAAAAAUAAACUUAGUAAAUUUAAUAUAGUCCAAAGUAAAACUGAAACAAGAAAAAAUCUUUAAUCACUAAAAUAUGAUUUGCUAUUUAAAUGUAAAAAAGCAUUUCAUUCCAAUUGAACAUCUAAUAAACUUAUUUGAAGUUUGAAAACUUGUUUGGACACUAUGACUAUGUACAAACAAAGGCUGGGCUUAUAAAUAUAUAAACAUGGUUAUCUUUCAGACUAAAAAAGACUUUGUGUCUGACAUAUCUGCCGACAUAUCUGAUAAAACAAAUUCUGUCUUUCCAUGUUUGUUAGAAAUCAAUCAAUGCUCUAAAUCACUAAGUUUGACUAAACACUGUAUCCACAUAUUGAUCAAUAACAUUUUAUAUUAAUUUUAUUUUCAAAAUAGGAUGCCUUUAUAGCAGAACAAUUUUGCUAAAUGAAAAUACAAUUAUAUUGUUUCGCCCUCUGAAAAUCUUUCAAAAAUAGUGUUCACUAAAACAAGGUAUUAAGAAAGGUCUUGCCACAAGUCUGAUAGAGAGAAAUCUGCAUGGCUGGCUAUUUUUCUUGCCAUGGAGACUUGGGGAAGAGGCUAUUUUACAUAUUUUGAGUGUCAUGUGAUAUCUAACGACUGGGUUUGUGGUUUUGGGAAUGGAAGCAAACAGGUGCGUGCCACACAAGUCUAUUACCAUGGUCGUCUGGAGGUUACAGCUUCUUUCCUAUGAGCCUUAUUUUAUGGAAUGCCAGAAUACAUUGGGAAUCAUAUUUUUAUUUCAGCAUUUCUUAUCUAUUUUUCCACUGGAUAUGUUUCUCCAUUUGAGCAAUGAAUCAUAGUUUCAGGGUCAAAAGAAAGCUAUGAAAAUCAAGAUUAAAACUUCCAAAAAUGACUAAAUGGUCAAUAUAGGAAGAAAAAUGUUUUAGUUUUACUUUAAUGAUUGAAUUUAACCAUGAAAAAAGUCAUUAAGGAAAACAAUUUUCACUUAAUUAUUUAUCACACACGUUUACGAAUAUUUUUUAAAUGCACAAGCAUAUAUUUAAACUAUUAAUACCUUUUAAAGUUACCCACAUAAUAUUUAAAUGUAUUCGAAAAAACAAAUGUUCAAUUAGAAUUAUUAAAUAUUUUUAAAAAUUAAAAAAAAUGAGUGAAAGGCUGUUCAGUUCCUUUUGUGGUGCGAGUUUAUGUUUAUAAUCAAAUAUAAUUUAAAACAGCAAAUACAGUGCAGCCUCCAAAUCGAGACUCCUCUAAUUCCGAGACCCCUCUAAUUCAAGAUCACUUUUCCAAAGACCCAAAUAACAAUCUUCAUCUUUUGAAACAAAGCUAACCCUCUAAUUGGAGGCUGAACCCUGAGACCACACCAAAUUUUCAGGUCCCAAAGGAGGUCUUGAAUUAGAGGGAAACUGUAGUGUUAUACUUGAGAGAGCAAUAAUAACUUCGUCUAGAGAUGAUUUGUAAGUUAUUAUACAUGUAGAGGUUGAAACAGAUUUUUCGCCACACAGCUGGCUGUGUCAAACUUGCUGCAAUAAAGACAAAUGUCGCCCUCUGGUGAAAAGGCUGAAAACUACCAUUGUGAAUUGAAAACAUUUAACAGUAAAACAUUUUGUAAAAAAAAAACCAUUUCAUAUGUUAUCACCUUUUAAAACUUUGUAAAUUGUAAGUGUUUAACUGUAACAUAAUAAAUUGUCAUCAGUAGUGUUGCUUAUCAAACAAUUCAUAAUACUGUAAUAGUUUAUAUAAUUUAUUUCAAUUUUGUUUAAUAUUUAUGUAUAUUCUAAUUGUGUAUUUUUGGAAUUUAAUUUGUACAUUUUUUUAUUAUCUGUAUAAUUCUCGAAACUCUUAAUGUGCUUUAAAUGUUUAUCUAUGUUGCCCAGUGAUA